Molecule: messenger RNA, 5964 nt
Organism: Betta splendens (Siamese fighting fish)
Lineage: Eukaryota; Metazoa; Chordata; Actinopteri; Anabantiformes; Osphronemidae
Gene: zmynd8
Product: zinc finger, MYND-type containing 8
Exons: 23
Coding region: 1809-5495 (1228 amino acids)
Biological process (GO): regulation of DNA-templated transcription
Molecular function (GO): protein binding
Source: RefSeq, a predicted model, not a curated record
GAGGGGGAAUAGUAUUUGUCACCCCACAGCAUAGUAAUGGAGCUUGGAAAGAGAGCACAGCAUGGUGCAGUGGAGCAGACCGCCUCUGCUAACUGUGUGGCAGCCUGGACACAUACAGUGGGGGUCACAGGUCAAGUAUAAGGUCCUUGUAUAGUCACAGAAUACUGACUGUUACACAUGCUUUAUUUUGGCAAGAUCAAGGUGACUGCAUUCUCGUGGCCUGGCCUGUCAAGAUGGCAGAGCUGGAGAAAGGACUAGGCAGGAUGGGAGAGACGGAGCAGUGUGGAGGGAAGUCCCCAGACGAGCUGACAGAUGGUGGACUGACAGGACAGCCACUUUCACUGAGGCCUAAAACUGGCAUGAGAAUAGGUCAGCAGGGCACCUUGUUAAUUGUUUGCCAGACUAACAUGGCAGCGAAGAAUAGUCCAUCCCUCUAAAGUGCUCAGCAGAUUAUCUACAGGCCAAAGACGGCGUAGUAGCGGGAAUCGACUCAGCCUAAUGCUGUGCUCUGCCUUCCACUGUUGUUCUUUGCUGCCGAGUGUCAGCCAUUUUAGAGAGCUUCCCGUUUCUGUCCCUGGAUAUUUGUAUGUAAGAGAGGAGGAUGAGCACGGGAACGACUUCCUCUGGAAAGGCUCCGCAGUCAAAUGUCAUCUGAUCCACAGGGCACGGAAGCCUGUAGCAAUAUUCUAACAAGGUUUAAUAACGUUCAUGACAUGAUAAUGUAGCUGGUGGAAAAUAAUUGUUUAAUGGUAAUAAUGAGUAAUAAUAAUAUAAUGGGUGGUUCCUGUUUGGAGUAGUGUAGCAAUGUUUGUAUACUCCCUGCGUGUUCAGGUGCAGUAUUUGCUAUGCGUGUUGUGUUGUUUUGAGUAAAUAACGCCUAACAAAGGAUUGACACAAUCAACUGGGUCUAGAUGUAAUGACUCACACUCUGGGUCCGGGGGCAGCCUGUUCUAGCAACUAAAACAGCAGGUCCUCCCUGUCUGUCUCUGAAACAACUGCUUGGCUGUUUCUGGGCACUGACAUUUUAGCCUAGAUCUGUUCCUGUUUUAAAAAGUGGACUAUAUUGUGUUAAUUGUGUUAAAGUUCUUACAGCAGAUUCAACAGUUGCUGUGCGUACGUGCCGUGUGUGCACCGGGCACAGCAGCCAGACGACCGAGAGAGAGAGAGAGGGAGAGAGAGAGAGAGAGAAAGAGAAAGAGAGAGAGAGUCUUCAAAAUGGAUGCCGUGCACAUGCACUGGGAGCACAGCGAGGGUGGGAAUCAGAUCCUGUCAUUUUCCAAUCUGUAGCGCGGCAGCCUGCGUGUCUGUGAGCGGGAACAAGGCCGGCGCGCCGUCUGCCUUCACAGUGGCGCUCUGAGAAGGCGAGGGACUCGGUCUUCAGGAGGCUUUUAACAACAGCAAGGAGCAGUUCUCUCUGCAUUGCAGCACUGUGGCUGAGGGGAGCGGGGAGAAGAGAGCUUGUGUGGCACAUCGAGCCUGAGCGCCCAAUCAGGCGCCUCCAUGUGGUGCUCGAGCCAAUCGGCAGGCUGCAGCCGAGGUUAAAGAUUGACAAUUGCAGGAGAGAGCAGCAGGGAGAGAAGGCCUUCUAGGAAACCUGGACCCAUCUUUUCCCUCAUCCCCCAACGUUCUCAAUAAUUGAAAAAGAUUUAAGAAUAGGCUGAGGAAUCUAUAUGUGAGAAAAGAUAAAGCCAGGACAGAACAGGACAGGGCAUUGCUAGGAUAGACUGUGUGAGGCUGUCCAGACAAGCUAGAGGAGGAGGCCAGCAAUGCCAUUUCAGUGCACUCCUGUUUGUGUCUGCAGAUGAGCGAUGCUUCUGUCAUGUCAUCCUUCUGUCGUGAUGGAGAAUAAGGGUGUUUCAGAGCAAGAGGAAAAAACGGAGACUGAAACUGAAGCAAUGGAGAUUUCAACACGUUCCAAAGCUUCAGACACCGGCUCAACAGAGAAGAUGGCACAAAAACGAAAGAUACCGAGUCCCCCGCACUCAUCUAAUGGUCAGUCUCCUGCUGAAACCUCCCCCUGUCCAGUGAAAAAGAAGAAGAAACCAGGUGCCGUCAGCAGCAGCAAAGAUCAGUCAGAACUAAGACAUGGUCCCUUUUACUAUGUGAAGCAGCCAGCACUCACCACAGACCCUGUUGAUGUUGUACCGCAGGACGGCAGGAACGACUUCUACUGCUGGCUGUGCCACCGAGAGGGCCAGGUGCUCUGCUGUGAGCUCUGCCCCAGGGUGUACCACGCCAAGUGCCUCAAACUCCCAGCUGAGCCCGAGGGCGAUUGGUUCUGUCCGGAGUGUGAGAAAAUAACAGUUGCUGAGUGCAUAGAGACCCAGAGCAAAGCCAUGAUGAUGCUAACUAUAGACCAACUGUCUUACCUGCUAAAGUUUGCCCUUCAGAAGAUGAAACAACCAGGUGAUCAUCCCCGCUUGUCAUCUCGCUCCCCCCAUGCAGCUUCCACGCAGAGAAAGACUUUUAAUUGGACUGAACCCUUCCAGAAACCUGUUUCUCUCGAACAGCACCCAGAUUACGCUGAAUAUAUUUUCCAUCCGAUGGAUCUUUGCACACUUGAAAAGAACAUCAAAAAGAAAAUGUACGGCUGCACAGAAGCCUUCCUGGCAGAUGCAAAAUGGAUUUUGCAUAACUGUAUUAUAUAUAAUGGAGCCAAUCACAAACUCACAGCUACGGCUAAAGUGAUAGUAAAAAUCUGUGAACAUGAGAUGAAUGAAAUCGAAGUUUGUCCUGAGUGUUACCUAUCUGCCUGCCAAAAGAGAGACAACUGGUUUUGUGAGCCUUGUAGUAAUCCACACCCUCUAGUGUGGGCCAAGCUGAAAGGCUUUCCGUUCUGGCCUGCUAAAGCUCUGCGGGACAAAGAUGGACAGGUGGAUGCUCGCUUCUUUGGUCAACAUGACAGGGCUUGGGUUCCCCUAAACAACUGCUACCUGAUGUCCAAAGAGAUUCCGUUUUCUGUAAAGAAGACCAAAAGCAUCUUCAACAGUGCCAUGCAAGAGAUGGAAGUCUACGUGGAGAACAUGAGAAAGAAGUUUGGCGUGUUUAACUACGCUCCCUUCAGGACACCUUACACUCCUGACAACAACUUCCAGAUGCUUUCAGACACGUCCAACCCGUCAACCACUCCUGUGAAACCUGAGAAGCAGGAGAAGAUCAAACUGAGCUUUGACAUGACUGCAUCUCCAAAGAUACCUUUGGCCAGGACUAUGCCAUCUGUUGGAGUUGGAAGCAGUACAGCUGGCAGGCGGCUCCCUCUUAGUGACAUGCCUCGAUCCCCAAUGAGCACCAACUCCUCUGCUCAUACCGGGUCGGAUGGAGAGCAGGAGACAGCAGACAAGUUUCAAACCAAACCCCCAAACAGUCAGUAUACAGGAGAAGAUGCCAUGGAGAAUACAGCAUCCCCUACUCGACCCGGUGCUGGAGGCUGUUCAUUGGACAGUCCUAAGCCGUUCCACUCUCAAGCUCCUGGUGUUCCUAAGCAGGAGAAGACACCCCCAACAGGAAGCAUUCUCAACCUCAAUCUAGAUCGGAGUAAAGCAGAAAUGGACUUAAAGGAGCUUAGUGAAACAGUUCAGCAGAAGCAAGGAGCCACACCAGUGCUGACCUCCCCGAAAAGACAGAUCAAAAGCCGCUUCCAGCUGAACCUGGACAAAACCAUUGAGAGUUGCAAAGCACAGCUAGGCAUUGAUGAGAUCUCCGUGGACGAAGGUGUUGAACACAGUGACUCAGAAGAAUCUGAUAAGUCAGACUCCAGCGAUAGUGAAUAUGCCAGUGAUGAAGAGCAAAGGACUAAGGGCUGUCAGGAUGAAGCACCCAAUGAGGAGGCCAAGAAGGACCCUACGAAAAAUCGAGUCAAAGACCAGCCUCCCACAAGCCAAGAUAAAGAGACUAAAGCUGAUACACUUGUGGCAUCGGAAUCUGCAGCAGAUGACAGCUCUGGGAUAAUAUCCGAUGCUCCACCUAAAGACAAACCGGGCACGGAUUCAGAUGCAAGCGGCCCAGAGAAGACCAAAAAAGCCCCAGCAUCACCUGGUCCUAAAGAGAAGGUCCAAGCUAAAGAAGAGACAAGGCAACAAGUGCCAGUGGAAGACUCCGACUCAGAGAGGGAGCUGGUCAUUGACCUUGGAGAGGAACAGGGAGGGAAGGACAGGAAGAGGAGCAGAAAAGACAGCACUACUGUCAAAGAGUCAGCUACUAAGCCUGAAGGUAAAGCCAUGACCCCUUCCACUCUCCCAUUUCAAAACAGUACAGCUCCUUCAACACCGUCUAGUGUUUCAACGCAGGCCCCAAUGGCCAUUCCUGUCACCGUGGUCUCUUUCACUACUCCCUCACCUGCAACGAUAAGCCUUGCGAGCGUGUCCAGUACUACAGCGACACCCCCCUCUUCGUCCUCGUUGGCCUCCACCACGCCAGCUUUGAAGAAGCAGCGCCCCCUGCUGCCCAGGGAGACGGUGCCAGUGGUGCAGAGAGCCGUGGUGUGGAAUCCCAGUGCCAAGUUUCAGACGUCCUCGCAGAAGUGGCACAUGCAGAAGGUGCAGCGUCAGCAGCAGAACCAGCAGCCCGUGGCAGGCACACAGAUACGGACGCCUUCCCCCAGGCAAGGCCAGGCUCAAGUGGUGAUCCAGACACAGGCGGUUGGGAACGGCUCGGCCGCGGUUUCGUCAUCUUCAGCACAACAGUCUUCACAAAGCACACGAUAUCAGACCAGACAGGCAGUCAAAGCUGUUCAGCAAAAAGACACUCCACCCAGCACAUCCACAUCAGCUGUUACCCUAGUAUCCAGUACUCCAACUUCUGCUGCAAUGGCGGCAGCAUCAAGUCUAGGCACAGCUGCAGCUUCUUCUCCAACAACAGAUCUGUAUAUCCCCACUGCCUCAGCGGAUGUGGCUGCGGACAUUGCCAAAUACACUAACAAAAUAAUGGAUGCAAUCAAAGGUACAAUGACUGAAAUCUACAAUGACCUUUCGAAGAGUACUUCAGGGAAUACAAUAGUAGAAAUAAGACGCCUUAGAAUUGAAAUAGAAAAAUUACAGUGGUUGCAUCAGCAAGAGUUGUCAGAAAUGAAGCACAAUCUUGAGCUGACAAUGGCAGAGAUGAGGCAAAGUUUGGAGCAGGAGCGAGAGAGGCUGGUGACAGAGGUGAAGAAACAGAUGGAACUGGAGAAGCAGCAAGCGGUGGAUGAAACGAAGAAGAAACAGUGGUGUGCCAACUGCAGAAAAGAAGCCAUCUUCUACUGCUGCUGGAACACCAGCUACUGCGACUACCCCUGUCAACAAGCCCACUGGCCAGAACACAUGAAGUCUUGCACUCAGUCAGCCACUGCCCCACAGCAAGAACCUGAGGCUGAGUCAACAACAGAUCUCCCAAACAAAGGUUUAGGACAGACAAGUAGUGGGCCAAACUCUCUCAGAGACACUUCGGCUUCAGCACCAUCAGACAAAGACUGUGGCGUAGACAAGAGCACGGACAACAUUGCUGUCACGCUGUCAUAACUGAGCUUACCGUACUUGAAAAAAUUCAUAGAUUUUUUUUAAUCACAAGAAUGUGUAUAUUGUACAAUUAUUUGUAUUUAUACAUUUUGGUUUGCCUUUUAGGGCUUACACAGUGGUCUUUAAACACUGUUAAAAAUAGAAACAUGACUGACUGAAAAUAGUGAAUUGUAGAGGGGGCGAUUAGAAAUGCACUUUUUUUACAAUCUAUAGAGACACGUCAGUACAGGAGUCCUAGGAGCAUGCGUGAGUGUCUCAAAACAUACACAUAUUGCAAAAAGAAAACAGUAAAGCAGUUUAACACUGCAAAAAGAUUACCCAUGUUAAUGGACCACCUCAGUUUUAGAUUAGAGGGUUGUUGACAGAUGUCUGUAAAUUGCCUAUUUUGUAUUCUGUGUUAAUUUAUUUGUUACUCAAAUGUUGCCUGCUGUAUACUGCAAAAAAAAAUACAAAUACAAACAUUUUAAAGCAA